Rhagoletis zephyria (snowberry fruit fly) is the source of this 3531-nucleotide messenger RNA. Lineage: Eukaryota; Metazoa; Arthropoda; Insecta; Diptera; Tephritidae. The record is from RefSeq and is a predicted model, not a curated record.
AUGUUCAUCACCAAAAUCAUUCUCGAUGGCUUCAAGUCAUAUGGCAGAAAGGUGGAGCUUACUGGAUUUGAUGAGUCGUUCAAUGCCAUCACCGGCUUCAACGGCAGUGGCAAGUCAAACAUCCUAGACGCUAUUGUUUUCGUUCUUGGACUCAGCAAACUGGAGAUGGCUCGCUGCCAUACACUUACUGACCUCAUCUACAAAAACGGACAAACAGGCGUCACUUCCGCCUCGGUCACCAUUGAAAUCGACAACUCCGACGACAAGUUCAAGCACACUGAAUAUCGAGGUUCAAAGAAGAUUGUCGUCAGACGCGAAGUUAAUUUGAAAAACCAAUCUAAAUAUUUCAUAGAUGGGUUUUCUGUCACUAAGGAAAAGAUCCUCGACUUUUUUCAGGCUGUGUCUCUCAACAUCCACAAUCCACAUUUUUUGAUUAUGCAAGGAAAAAUUGUCAAAACUUCUGCUGCAAAACCAACAGAGAUUUUAAGCAUGGUUGAAGAAGCCGUCGGCGUGAGCACAUACGAAACAAAGAAAAAGCAUAAUUUGGCAAAAAUCGCCAAAUGUGAUAAGAUUUUGGAGGAGAACGAUAAACUACUCAGUGAAAGUAUUCGUCCGAAAAUGAAACAGCUGGAAGAGGAACAGCAAAAGCUUGUCAAGUUUCGUGAUAUUCAAGCGAAAUUCGACAGGGAUAACAAAAUUUUCACCGCAUAUUGCUAUAUGAACGACAAACAUCUCGUGGAUAAUGCCGAUAGAAAUAUUGCUAAAUUGGAAGAGCAGAUAAAUGAAAAAGAAGCGUCCAACACCGAACUUGAUGAGGAACAAAGGAAGCUUAUCGAUGAGAUAAAAGCUCUUCAAAGGCAGUUAAACGCAGAGCAAGGGGGCGAUUUGAAAAAGUUUGAAGAGGAACUCGUUGAAAAACGUGCCGCUAAAGAUCGUAUUGCUACGGAUCGAAAACUUCAAAUCGAUGAACUGAAAAAAGAACAAGAUCAAGAAAGUAAGCUACAAAAGAACUUUGAUAAGGAAAAUAAAGCCGCUGAGAAAAGGAAACAGGACUAUAAAAAUGCCGAGGAUCGUUUGAAAAACCUUCGUGAUGAGAACGCCGCAAACGAGGCGAGUCUGCAAAAAGCGCACAGCAACUAUGAAGUCGCCCUCGGAUUGGGCGGCGGUGAGGACUCUGCAACUUUAGGUGAACAGCUGAGAACUGCACAGAACGAACUCAGUGAAGUUGUAAAAAAGGAAAAUUUGAACAAGAAGAACAUUGAAAGCAAAGGCAAGGCGGUCGCUCAGAAGAGGCAUCAAAUUGAAUCAGAGAAAGCCGCCUAUGAAAAGGCAAAAAGAAAUAUUGAGGAGCACACUCACGAAGCUGAAAAGCUCAAGGAGAAAGUGGAUGCAAUUAAUUUCGACCGAGAUCGUUUCACAGAAUUGAGCGAACGAGUUGCCGAAACUAAAGCUAAGAUAAAAGAGGAAGAGCGAAAUCUACAGAACUUGUACAUUCCAGCCCUCGACUUCAAAUACCAUUUCAACAGGAACUCAUUACCUAGUGGUUUUGAAAAGGAAAACGUUUACGGACCUGCUUGCAAACUUUUCACUGUCAGAAACAUUGAAGAACACUCUCUGGCUGUUGAUAAGGUUUGUGGCGGAAAGCUGUACAACAUUGUCGUGGCAAAUGAUCGUACGGCAAAGACGCUCCUCAAAGACGGUAACAUCAGAGAGCGGCGAACAUUUUUGCCCCUGAACACGAUUCGAGGCCGUGAUACUGAUAGGCAUGCAUUUCGAGUUGCUGAGCGCCUCGUUGGAAAAGGCAACGUUCACAAUGCAAUCAACCUGGUCAACUACGAACAGCGUUUUGAAAUGGUCAUGAAGAACAUCUUUGGCGACACGCUCGUUUGCCCGAACAUUGACAUGGCCGAUAAGGUUGGCUUUAACAGUGAAGUCAGAAAGCGAACCGUCACCUUUGAUGGCGAAAUUGUGGAUCCAGCUGGCACAAUGACGACAGGCAGCGCCAACCGAGACAGAUCGAUCACAGCCAUUGUCCAUCAAAUUGUGAUGAUCGAAGCAGAAGUUGAAAGACUUAAAAUUCGACUUCAGCAGGACCAGCAGGAGUUGGCUGAACUGAACAAUCUUAACGCACAGUACACUGCUGAAUUCAAAAAGUACGAUCUCAAACGACGUUUUAUCGCCACGUUGGAAACUGCUCUCUCUGAAAGUAAUCACCAGGUGAUUUUGCAAGAGAUUGAAACAAUGGAAAAUGAGAUCAAUAAAGCAAAGGAAGAAAAUGAAAAUCUUGCUAAAGAACGUGCUGAGCUGGAGAAUGACAUUCAAAGAUUAAAGAACACCAUUGAGAAUGCCGGCUCAAAUCGUGAUAAGGCAAAGAAGGAUGCCGAGAAAAACAUUCAAACUGCUAGGAAAACGCGUGAUGCUUCAAAGGUGCAGCUGGAAAAGGAGGAGAAGAACUUUGAAGUACUGAGCCGAGAGAUUGAGCAUAAUGAGGAAAGUCUGGCCAGUUUGACAGAGAAGUUGGACACGAUUAAGGGCAACAUUGCAGCCAUUAAUGAGCGAAUUGAACAGUUUAAUGCGCAGAUAGACGAAGCACAGAAGGCAAUUGAAGUAGUUGAGGCUCAGUUCAAAGUUUGCCAAGACAGACUGAAUGCCCAGUCAGGGGAAAUAAAGAAGCGCCAAAAAAAAGUGGAUUCGCUGAAAAAGACCAUCGAAGACAACGAGGCAAAAGUGAAAUCGUUGAAGCACGAAAUAGAUGUAGUCAACAUCGGCAUCAAAACAGCAGCAACGAACUUGAAAAACUACGAAAAAAGCUUCCCGUGGAUUGCUGAAGAAAAGGAUUCUUUCGAUAAUCCUGACUCGGAGUACCAUAUUUUGCGCAACAACUUCAAUGCCAAGGAGUUCAAAGUCAAGUUGGAUCAACUAAAGAGAGAAAAGGAUGCGAUGUCUAAAAAAGUCAACCUAAAGGCCAACAUUAUGCAGAGUGAAAAGCAAAAAGAGUGCGAGGAACUUGAAAGGAAGCGAGGUAUUAUUAUCUCUGACCGCCAAAAGCUCAAGAAGUACAUUGAAAAGGUGGAGAAGGAGAAAGAUAUUGAACUGCGGAAAGCAUAUGAGAAAAUCAACGAAUCUUUCGGCGCCAUUUUUCACACCUUUCUCAACUACGCAAACUGCAAGCUGUCUCCAGUGAAUCGAAAUAACAUUAAGGAAGGCCUUGAAAUCAAGGUCUGCUUUGGUAACGUCUGGAAAGAAUCUCUCUCCGAGCUCAGUGGUGGCCAGCGGUCAUUGGUGGCCCUCUCUUUGGUGCUCUCCCUGCUCAGGUACAAUCCUGCUCCACUGUACAUUCUCGACGAAGUUGACGCCGCUCUCGAUCAGAGUCACACGCAGAACAUUGGCAUCAUGAUCCGAAAGCACUUCUCCACCUCACAGUUCAUCAUUGUCUCUCUAAAGGACGACAUGUUCAACAACGCCAACGUCCUCUACCAAACUAAAUUCAUUGACGGUUUCUCAACUGUGACACGUCGUUCUUUAUUGUAG